GUCUGCGGUGGAUUGGGUUGGACCUGAUUCCGAUUGAUUGUGGUGUGCACUCACAAGCAACGGGUUUCCUGGUUGGAUCGGGACAUGCUCGAUCUACCACUGUGCCGAUCGUCUCGUAGUAGUAGCAAGUUGGCGGCAUAGUGUGUCAGGACUGUGCCUGGGUAAGACAGUGACAGUGAGAGGACUUCGUUUUUUUUUAAUCGAGUGGAAGGCCGUCGCAAUUAGCAGUUCGAUUGCCGCCAUGUGUUCUCUCCCCGAGGUAAACCACUCGACCAGCUCUAACACAUCGAUCACACUACAACAUGGUGAUACAUACAUAUACGAGCAGACAAGACGCUUCCAGGAUACGACGCGAACGGGAGGGAAAUUGAUCAACGGGCAGCAUCGUCUGACCUGCCAAACCGUCCCCUUGGGGCUCACAUUUUCCUCGGCCAUCCCAUCCCUUCGCUUCCAAGCACCAAUCUUGUUCGAGCGCCUGCCAAAUCCAAGAAGGCCAUAGCCGAGACAGGGCAGGAACAAGGGAGAAGAUUGGAACAGGGGGAGAGCAGCAGCUCGCGAGACAGACGCCAAUGGCGCCGGCUUCUUCGUCUUCGUCUUCCAUGCGCCUGCUGCUGCUCUGCCUGCUCGGCUUCUGCGUCGCGGUGAGCCACCAGCAGUCGACGGACCCGUGCGGCCCGGCGCGCGUCGCGGUGGCCAGUCUCGUGCCGUUCGACUCCACGUCCUUCCGCUGCACCGCCGUCUGGAAGCAGGAGGACUUCGUCCUCAGGUACAAGAACACGGGGCCGAGCGUAUGGAGCUUCAUCCUCUCGGCGCCGGACAAGGGCUCGUACGUGGCAGUCGGCUUCUCGGGCAAGGGGGCGAUGGUGGGGAGCAGCGCCGUCGUCGGCUGGGCGUCCAACGGCAGGGGCACCGUGAAGCAGUACUACCUCGGCGGCAAGAGCCCCGACGAGUGCACCGCGAACAAGGGCCUCCUCAAGCUGGUCAAGAACAAGGCCGUCGUCGUGUCGCACUCCGGCCGGCUCUACCUCGCCUUCCAGCUUAGCACCGACUACCCGCAGCCGCAUCUGAUCUACGCCGUCGGGCCGGACGGGAACCUGCCGUCCAGAAACUCCCUGCAGUUGCCGGUGCACCGGAACAUGGCCUCCCGCUCCUUCAACUACACCGCCGGGAUGGCUUCCAACGCCGGCGGUUCCGGCGACGGGACGUUUCCGAUGGAGAGGAAGCACGGGCUGCUGGGAAUGAUGGGGUGGGGCGUGCUGAUGCCCAUCGGCAUGAUGACCGCGCGCUACUUCCGGCAGCUGGACCCGUGUUGGUUCUACAGCCACAUGGCCAUCCAGGUGGCCGGUUUCGCCGUCGGCAUCACGGCCAUCGUCCUCGGCUUCGGGCUCAACGAGGACGGGCUCAAGAACGUCAACGUGCACAAGGCGCUCGGCAUCGCCAUCUUGGCCAUGUCAUCUCUUCAGGUGAUGGCGAUCCUGGCGCGGCCGGACAAGACGUCCAAGGUGCGGCGGUUCUGGAACUGGUACCACCACAACAUCGGGCGCGCGGCGAUCCUGCUGGCCAUCGGCAACGUCUUCCUGGGGCUGUCCAUCGCGCAGGAGGUCAGCGCCUACGUCGUCUCCUACGGCGUGUUCGUCGCCGUGUGGGUGGUCGCCGUCGCCGCCUUCGAGAUCAAGAGGUUCUGCGCGGACGACGACUGAUCGAUCGACGAUCGUUCCUCAUACAGUACAGCACGGAACCCUGGGCAGCGAUACGUAGGCUAUUUCUGAACAACAACUGGCCAUACAUAGGGGGAAUCGACGGACAUGAUUAAACGUUCACGACCAAGUGACGUGACACACACCAUUCUUGUUUCUUAGUCCACAAUUGGACGGUGCAUUCCAGAGGAGUGUUUGGUUGGUUAAUUUGUUUUUGGGUAUGGGAUGUGAAGCAGGGGCCGGACUGCUGUUUCUAGCCUAGCUGGACGCUCUGAUUCAUAUUUGUAUAUUCGUACAUGAUUGUGCUGUACCCUAUUUGAUCAUAGUUUUUUGUUCACGUUUUUU
Molecule: messenger RNA, 2042 nt
Organism: Phragmites australis (common reed)
Lineage: Eukaryota; Viridiplantae; Streptophyta; Magnoliopsida; Poales; Poaceae
Product: cytochrome b561 and DOMON domain-containing protein At3g07570-like
Exons: 4
Coding region: 570-1700 (376 amino acids)
Source: RefSeq, a predicted model, not a curated record